AUGGGCGACAAGUAUGCCUCUCUGCAGCGGGCCCAGCUGCAUCUGGAUUUCAUCCACGCCAAUUCCACUACUCACAGUUUUCUUUUUGGAGCACUGGCUGAAUUGCUGGACAAUGCAAGAGAUGCAGGCGCUACAAGACUUGAUGUGUUCUCAGUGGAUAAUGAAAAACUGCAGGGUGGAUUCAUGCUGUGCUUCCUGGAUGAUGGAUGCGGUAUGAGCCCUGAGGAAGCUACAGAUAUAAUUUAUUUUGGAACGUCUAAGAAACGGCUGUCAACCCUGAAGUUUAUUGGGCAGUAUGGCAAUGGACUUAAAAGUGGAUCCAUGAGGAUUGGAAAAGACUUUAUUCUUUUUACAAAGAAGAAAGAAACGAUGACCUGUGUGUUUUUUUCUCAGACAUUCUGUGAAAAAGAAGGUCUUAAUGAGGUUGUUGUUCCCAUACCUUCAUGGUUAACAAGAUCUGGAGACUCUGUUACAGAUGAUCCUCAAAAAUUGUCAGUGGAACUGUCUAUAAUUUAUAAGUACUCUCCAUUUAAAACUGAAGCUGAACUGAUGAAACAGUUUGAUAUAAUCUAUGGGAAUUGUGGUACUUUGCUGGUUGUUUUUAAUUUGAAGCUUCUGCUUAGUGGAGAGCCAGAGUUGGAUGUUAAAACUGACAAGGAAGAUAUCCUGCUUGCUGGAGCUCUUGAAGAUUUUCCAGAGAGGUGGUCAUUCAGAGCUUAUACAUCUAUUCUGUAUUUUGACCCUUGGAUGAGAAUAUUUAUACAGGCCAAAAGAGUUAAAACAAAGCACCUGUGUUACUCUCUCUACAGACCCAGAAAGUAUCAGUACAUCACAUCUUCUUUUAAGGGAGCAUUUAAAAACGAAGUAAAAAAGGCAGAAGAAGCAGUAAAGUUUGCUGAACUCAUGUUGAAAGAAACACGAAUCAAAGUUAGCCACCCUGGCAGAUAUUCUUUGUCUUCUCCAACGAAGGAUGUAUUGCAGAAAGCUUUGGAAGAUGUAGAAGCAAAGCGUAAGAUUCUCAAAGAGAAGAAAAGGGAAUUAAGAAAAGCAAGGACUCUCUCUCUGUUCUUUGGAGUGAACACAGAAAGCCGAAACCAAGCUGGGAUGUUCAUUUACAGUAAUAAUCGCUUGAUCAAAAUGCAUGAGAAAGUGGGCCCGCAAUUGAAACUGAAGUCCUUACUUGGUGCAGGUGUGGUUGGAAUUGUUAAUAUACCCUUGGAGGUCAUGGAGCCUUCCCACAAUAAACAAGAAUUUCUCAAUGUGCAAGAAUAUAAUUAUCUACUAAAAGUCAUGGGACAGUACUUGGUCCAGUACUGUAAGGACACUGGCAUCAGUAACAGAAAUCUCACAUUGUUUUGGAAUGAGUUUGGAAACCAGAAUAAUGAAAAUACUGGAAAAUAUUUUGAUUCUAUUCACAGUCAAAGAAGACAAGCUAUGGCUAUCCCAUUCAUCAUUCAGUGCGAUCUUUGCCUUAAAUGGAGAGUUUUGCCUACAUCUACUAAUUACCAGGACAAAGAAUCUGUUGACAUCUGGAUUUGUGCAAAUAACCCCAAUCUCUUGGAAAACAGUUGUGAUGGGGUUCAACGCUUACCUUCUAUCCCCCUCGGCACCAUGGGCAGUGUGUCAGCAUCGAAACAUGAGAGAGCAAAGCAGCUUCAAGACUCUGUGCAAAGGUAUCAUAAUCGACUGAUGGAACGGCAGCCACAGCCUCAGUUUAUUCCACCGAGUAGAAUCACUGAGUUCCCUGCCACUUGCCAAAAGUCAGCCCCUAAGGAAAAUAUGAAAAUCAGAUCUUUGGGUAAAGACUUGAAGCGUGAGUCACUUGUGUCCAACAAAUUGUCCAUCAGUCAUAGAGGCUGGAAAAGAAGUGCCGAAGGUGCACACUCUAAUACAGAAUAUGUCUCAGAGACCAACAGAAUUAAGACAUCUAUGUGGAAGAAAGUGAAAUUUCAACAGCCAAGACGUCCAGUGACCCGACCAGAAAAUGUCAGACUAUCGGAGAAAGUCCAGGCCUCUUCGUGGGAAAUGAAAAGAAAGCAGAAUCAAAACCUUGUGCAGGAUUGUACAACUUUGAUUGAAGUUGAAGACGGCAUCAGAGAUCCAGAUGUAAUCCUGAUUUUGGAUGAAAACCAAACUGAUCUCUCACUGAAAAAGGAAGAAAAGAAAAUUUCUCUUAUGAAAAAAGCAAAAGAAGAGCUAUGUAAUGAUACUCCAGAAUUAAAGAGAAACUUUUCAUUAUUUAACUGGGAAAGUGUGCCGUUAGAAGAUUUUAAUACAAGUUCUGGAUGCAAUGCCAAAAUUUCUGUGAGUGCUGCUUGUAGCAUUUCUUCUUCAGCAACUGAGGCUCCUAAAAGCACAUAUGUCAAGGAAACAGUAAAACGUUUGUUGUCUAAUUUAAGAGAGAUUCUUCUGCAUUUUAUACCAGAGUAUCAGCUGCCCUCAGAAUUUGGCUGCACAUCUAUAGAGCAAUUUGUAGAAAGUUGUGAGCUGGAGCAAUGUCCAGAGAACAAAAAUAAAAUGUUGAAAAUGUUUUUCAAACAGAUCAAGAAUGAAUACAUGGUCGAAUAUGAAAAAAACUUAAGGAAAAAGAUGCAGUCCAUUAUUUGUGAUGCAAAUAGAAGAGGCUUGAUUAGUGAAGUGUCUCUGCAGAAAUGUGAAGAAAAAAGAAAAAUUACUGAAGAGAGACUGAAUAAUCUUCGUGCAAAACUAGCAUUAUUGUUGCAGAAACUUCAGCUGGGCCAUCCAGAAGAUCUGGAGGAAACUGACAAUUAUUUAGAAGCUUUGCUUCUAGAAGAUGAUCUCCUUUUCCAGAAUUCUAAAAAUAAAGUGACUGCAGAUCAUAACCUCUCAGGAAAAAAAUAA
Messenger RNA from Sorex fumeus (smoky shrew), 2862 nucleotides. It is a transcript of the gene MORC1, whose product is annotated as MORC family CW-type zinc finger 1. NCBI's taxonomy places the organism in Eukaryota, Metazoa, Chordata, Mammalia, Eulipotyphla, Soricidae. Gene Ontology annotation, molecular function: zinc ion binding. The record is from RefSeq and is a predicted model, not a curated record. The transcript has 27 exons. Gene Ontology annotation, cellular component: nucleus. Bases 1 to 2862 code for a protein of 953 amino acids.